GUCGCCUUUGUCUCUCAUCUGCUAACCUUGUGGACCACCGGUGAAUUUUGCUAACAAUAUUCCAGAAGGAGGAAAUAACGACGACCCGAGCAGCUCACUGUCUGAAAGGCUUUCUGUUUGUAUCCAAGAAACCCAUCAGAGGAGCUCUGAUGCUCCAGUGAAAACUCUGGUGGCCUCUUGUGAGGAGAAUACACAAAUAACAUCAAGUUUCCAUGGAGACGGUAUCAGCUCUUGGCCUAAAGCGCAGAUUUGAGGAAGUGGACAGUGGCUCACCAUGCUCAACACUCAAAGAAUCAGAUGAUGACGUCUCGAGCAGUGACAGCGUGGAUAGCUGUGACAGUCUCAAUGCCCCCUGCAGCUCCCUCACACCCACCUCCAUUCUUAGGAGGGAAAAAACCUCUCUGGGCCAUAAGCGGGUGCGUUUUGACGCAGUGACAGUUUACUAUUUCUCCAGAAGGCAAGGCUUCACCAGUGUCCCUAGCCAAGGUGGCAGCUCACUGGGAAUGGCACGACAUCACUGUGCUAUACGUCAGUACACACUGGGGGAGUUUGCCCGAGAGCAGGAAAGCAGCCACCGCCACAUUCUACGCCAGCACCUGCGUCAAGAGAAGCUGAAUGCUCGCAAGAUGAAGUUGACGCGGAACGGCACAGUGCAUUGUGCCCAAGCUGACCUGCUGACACUGGAUGAUGUGUCUGAUGAGGAUCUGGACGUGGAGGGUGUCGAGGUGGAUGAUUGUUUCUUCCUACAGCCACUGCCUACCAAGCGGCGACGGGCAUUGUUGCGUGCCUCGGGUAUCGCCCGCAUUGAUGCCCGAGAGAAGAUGGAGCUGCGUGCCAUCCGGCUGUCACGUGAAGAAUGUGGCUGUAACUGUCGCUUCUACUGUGACCCCCACCAGUGUGGCUGCAGCAGAGCCGGCAUCAAGUGCCAGGUGGACCGCAUGUCCUUCCCAUGUGGCUGUUCUCGAGAUGGCUGCCAUAAUGUAGCAGGACGGAUUGAGUUCAACCCCGUCCGUGUUCGCACUCACUUCCUACACACAAUUAUGAAGCUAGACCGGGAGAAGAGACACGUGCUAGGCUCCAAAUCUGGAGAAGAUUGUGGGACAGAAACUGAGCUGAACCCUGGUCCUUCAAGUACCCGCUCUUCCCUGGACUCCGGAGUAGAGAUGAAGAUGGGGCCCUUGAAUGAGCAGGAGCUACUAGAGGAGCACUGCCACAGCCUGGAGCAUGAGAACGAGACAGCUGUGCUCCACCUGCAGAGUGCCGAGGAGCAGGAAAGGAGAAGGGAGCAGGAGGAGGAGGCACACAGAGGGGACGUGCAGAGUCCCAGUCCGGAACUGUGUCUUUUGCAUGAGGAGCUGAGCAGCCAGAAGGAGGUUGAGAGUAUGGUUGAGGUAGACCAAAUGUUCUUUCAUGACACUUUUCCAGGAGGAGCAACCCUGCUAUGCAUCAAGGAGAACCAGGAGGAUGCUCACAGUCUGAAUGAGACAGCUUCUGUCCUCUAUUAUCAGAUAGACCAUGUGGAGACAGCCACAUUUAAGACACAUGACAAGCAAGAAGAGGAGCCCAGAAAAGGUGAAGAGCCCCAAGGUGAACAAGUAGAAGGAGAGGCAAGGAGCAAAUGUCACAAAUCCCAAACCUGCAGGCAGGAUCAGGCUGAGAGCUCUACUUCUGAGAAACCUCCUCCUUCAUUUCCAGAGAGCAUUAAAAAGGCUGAAGAGGACCACUCCAGCUCUGAACAUGGCCCAAGUGGCACAGAUUUUCAAGAGACUUGCCCACUGUUGGAAGAAGAGGCAAUAAAGCUUCCUCCAGAAGUUUAGAGCCUGGCAAUGCUGCAGAUAUUUUGCACAAGAUUUGUAGUGAAGUUCAAGACAGCCAACUCAUAGACUAAGAGAUCUUAACAGUUACUGACAUUGGUUUGUAUUUAGAAAUAAGCAUGCACUAUAUUUGAUGUAGGAUUUUAAAAAAAUUUAUUGAAAAAAAAAAAUAGAAUAACAAAUUAUUCAUAUAUAAUAUAACAUUAAAAAUAAAAACAUAAAGCAGAGAGGGAAGACUUGUACUGGUGGAAAUUGUGGCCUUUAUGCCUUGGAGCAAACAGGAUGGCCCAGGUAAGUCCUUGCAGCUUUGCUGAUGCCUUGAAUUUUCGGUGGAUUGACCCACUGAUCCAUUCAGACUAUUAACCAUAAAUCAGUAGCUUGAAAUGCUCCAUGGGUGUUGAUGGGAUUUCAGUAGUGAAGCUGAACAAGGGCCCCUGAUAGCCACCAUCUUUAUAAAUAGACAUUACUCUGGAAAUACUUGGUUUUUAAGUACUGUAAAAGUGUUUGCUAAGAGCAAGUGACAGGGAAAAGAGAGAAUCAUGCACAUUAAAGACUUAAAGUUAAGCAGCAUGGUAAAUGAUUGUGCAAUUUUUUUGCACAGGUAUUACAUUAUAUGGUUAAACGUUUGGGUACACCUGACCAUCACAUCGAUAUGUGGGCCUUCCCUAAACUGUUUCCACAAAGUUGGAAGCACACAGUUGUUUAGGAUGUCUUUGUAUGUUGUAGUAUUACAAUUUCCCUACACUGGAGCUAAGGGGCCUAGCCCCAACAUGUUCCAGCAUGACCAUGCCCUAUGACAAAUCCAGGUCCAUGAAGACAUGGUUUGGCAAGGUUGGAGUGGAAGAACUCGAGUGACCUGCACAGGGCUCUGACAUCAACCUCACUGAACACAUUUGGUAUGAAUUGCAAUGACGACUGCACCCCAGGCCUCCUUGCCUGGCAUCAGUGCCUGACCUCAUGCAAUGCUCUUGUGGCUGAAUGGACAAAUCUCAACAGCCACACUACAAAGUCAAGUGGAAAGCCUUACCAGAAGAGUGGAGGUUACUAGAAUAGUAAAGGGGAGACUAAAUCUGGAAUGGGAUGUUCAAAAAGCACAUAUGGGUGUGAUAAGCACAUACUGGUGUCCACAAACCUUUGGCCAUAUAGUGUAUUUGCUUGAUAGAAGCUCUUGAUGGAACCAAUCACAGAUCUUAGAGCAAAUGUAUGAACUGGUGCCAAAUUAGCUGUUCAAGAAUCUUUAUUUUGUGAAACUGUUUAUUGGAUGCAAAGAAUAAUGUGAAAUUCUUGGAAGUUAAAAGUGAAGGUUCUGAAACUCAGAUUACAUUUUACCACUAUUAAAACUUGUGUAUAGAAAACAAAUUAAGUAUGAAAGAUCUGUAAUACCACUGUUUUAACAUAUAACUAAAACAUAUUUAAUGUAUUUGUAGUGUAUCUUAUAGCUAACAUGUUUCACAGACUUCAUUUAUCUUAUUAUAAAAUUAAGUUGGGAUACAUAGUCCUUCCAGAUGAGAGCACUGCCUCUUUCAAGUAGUUAACACUCUUUCUUUCAAUAAUUGCUAUAUCCUGGUAAUACAGUGCUAUACACUGGGCAUGAAGUGGGAGCACUCUGGGUGGUGCAUCGCAGAACACCAUAUGUGCAAACACGUUCACACACUCAUUCAUACCUUGGGACAAUUUAGAGUAGCCAAUCCAACUGCAUGCGUGUUUUUGAGAGAACAUGUGACUGUACAGGCAGUAACCCAAGCUCAGGAUCGAACCAAGAUCCUGGAGCUCAGAGAUGGUGAUGAGGUGGCUAACAAAGACUUUGUAAUUAUAUUGUGAAAGUCUUUAGGGUGUAUAAAGUCUAAAUGCUUCAGAUUUGAAUCAUAGUAAAUACUCAUAGCAAAGGGCUGUGAAUUCACAGUUUGGCUGCUAUAAAUAUAUAUUUCACAAAACUUUUUUGAACCCAACAAACUUUUUCAUAGAAGUUGAUGCCUUUGACAUCACUUCACAUUAUCUCUAAGCUCUGUGAUGAUUGUGUCAAGCAUAGUGAUUUAGCGUAGAAUAACACAAAUUUUUAGUCUUUCCAGAGUCAUGAGGGCAAUGGCAACUGUGAUUUCAAUCAUUGGUAAUCAUAAACCUUUUUUGGUUAAUGAGAUUCCAUACAUUUUAUUUGCACACCAAGUCUGUGUGGAUUAAUGAAGGUUUUUUUUUUUUUUUUUUUUUUUUUUUUUUUUGUAUAUGCCACUUGUGUUUACUCCUCUGAUCCUAAAAAAACAGAAAUGUAGGAUGACUAGCCUAUGGAUGACUAGUGUGUAUGGAAACUUGGAAAAGCUAUGACUUAGAAACCAUUGGCUGGGAAACAGGCUAAAUAUGGUGUAGCACUGGAUCAAAACGUUUCAUCGGUUUAAGAUUAUAACAUGGCUUGAAAUUUGUUACUGAUGGCCAAGUGCCAAUAAUAUACUGUAAAUCUGCAGGUCUCCUCAGUGUUGUGCAGUGCUCUAAGCAGAUAAGAGAUUUACAUUUGAGAAAAUAAACUUUCUUACUCUUAUCACAAGAAUAUUAAUUUCUUAUGCCUUGCCUUGUUGGAAUUUGUUGACAAUGACAGCGAAACCUCUACAAUUUCAGUUAAAUUUUAUUUGUAUUAUGCUUUUAAAAGAGACAUUCAGAAAAAGAUUUUAUACGGUAUCAAGUUUUUUUUUGUUGCCCCAAUUCACGCUGGUAAUAUAAAAUAAGAAGUAUUUCAGAUUAGAUUAUGAUGUUAAAUUAUUUAUGUGUAAAAAUGUGUCUCUGUGUACCCUAUACAGAGAAGAAGAAUGGGUGUUACACCAGACAGAAAAUAAGUGUGUGUAUGUGAUAGUUUUUGCAUAUGCAUACAGUGGUGCUUGAAAGUUUGUGAACCUUUUAGAAUUUUCUGUAUUAAUGCAUAAAUAUGCCUUAAAACAUCAUCAGAUUUUCACACAAAUCCUAAAAGCAGAUAAAGAGAACCCAGUUAAACAAAUGAGACAAAAAUAUUAUACUUGGUCAUUUAUUUAUUGAGGAAAAUGAUCCAAUAUCUAUGAGUGGCAAAAGUAUACGAAGUUUUGCUGUCAGUAUCUGGUGACUCCCCCCUUGUGCAUCAGUAAACAUUUCUGAUAAUUGUUAAUCAGUCCUGCACAUCGGCUUGGAGGAGUUUUAGCCGUUCCUCAGUACAGAACAGCUUCAACUCUGGGAUGUUGGUGGGUUUCCUCACAUUAACUGUUUGCUUCAUAUUCUUCCACAACAUUUCUACUGUAUUAAGGUCAGGACUUUGACUUGGACAUUCCAGAGUAUUACAUUUAUUCUUCUUUAACCGUUCUUUGCUAGAAUGACUCGUGUGAUUAGGGUCGUUGUCUUGCUGACCCACUUUCUCUUGAGAUUCAGUUCAUGGACAGAUGUCCUUUCAUUUUGCUUUAGAAUUCACUGGUAUACUUCAGAACUCAUUGUUCCAUCAAUUACUUUAAGUCGUCCAGGCCCAGAUGCAGCAAAACAGGUCCAAACCACGACACUUCAACCACCAUGUUUCACAGGUGGGAUACAGUUCUUCUGCUAAUAUGCAGUGUUUUCCUUUCUCCAAACAUAACACUUCUCAUUUAAUCCAAAAAGUUUUAUUUUGGUCUCAUCCAUCCACAAAACAUUUUUCCAUUAGACUUCUUGCUUGUCUGUGUGAACUUUAGCAAACUGCAGAAGGGCAGCAGUGUUCUAUUUGGAGAGCAGUGACUUUCUCCUUGCAUCCCUGCCAUUCACACCACUGUUGUUCAGUGUUGUCCUGAUGGUGGACUCAUGAACAGUAACAUUAGCCAAUGUGAGAGAGGCCUUUAGUUGCAUAGGAGUUACCCUGGUUUCCUUUGUGUCCUCGUGGACUAUUACACGUCUUGCUCUUGGAGUGAUCUUUGUUGGUCUCCACUCCUCGGGAGGGUAUCAGUGGUCUUGAAUUUCCUCAAUUUGUACACAAUCUGUCUGACUGUGGAUCGGUGGAAUCCAAACUCUUUAGAGAUGGUUUUGUAACCUUUUUUUCAGCCUGAUGAGGAUCAACAACCCUUUUUUUGAGGGUAAACAGAAAUUUCCUUGGUUCAUGCCCUGAUACAUUUCCACAAACGUGUGUUAUGAAGAGAAGACUUUGAUGGAUCCCUGUUCUUUAUAUAAAACAGGGCACUCACUCACACCUGAUUGGAAACACCUGACUCUAAUUUCACCUUCAAAUAACUGCAAGUCCUAGAGGUUCACAUACUUUUGCCACUCAGAGAUAUUCAAUAUUGGAUCAUUUUCCUCAAUAAAUAAAUGAGUAAGUAUAAUAUUUUUGUCUCAUUUGUUUAAUUGGAUUCUCUUUGUUUACUUUCAGGACUUGUGUGAAAAUCAGUUGUUUUAGGUCAUUUAUGCAGAUAUAUGGAAAAUUCUAAACUAUAAAGGGUUCACAAACUUUCAAGCACCACAGUAUGAAUGUGUAUUGAACCUUAUGUUUGUAUGAUGUGUUGUCAUGUUCAUAAAGGUGCUUUUGUGUUAGUUUACAUAUUCGUAUGAAUGCUGUAUAAAGAAUACAUUUCCUGGUCACAGACAGAGAUAAUCAUAUAGCUCUUAAAGCUAUACUACAUUUUAAGCAUUGCUGCAAUCUUUUAUCCACAGGAGGUUUAAUAGUACAAAUUGCUCAGUUUAUUUAUUCUGCUUCAAUUAUCCAUUGCUAUGCAUGGAUAAUAGUGAGUCUUUAUUUAAUUUUACUACUCAGUACUCACUGUUGAGUAACUUGACUGAAUAUCAUGACCUUUUGUGAUCAUAUAGAAAUCUCACAACAGCUUCUCAACACUGUAUUGAGCCAAGCAUAACAUUUUAGGCAAAAACUGCAAUAAUAAUCAUUUUGCAAAUCAUAAGAGAAAGUAUAUUUGCUAGGUACUGUGUUUUUGUUGUGUUUUGUACUUUACUGUGUAUCUUAUAUUUGUACAUGUGACUGAUUCAAUGUUCAGACUCAUUGUGUGUACAAUCUUUAUCACAUUGAAGUGUCACACAACUAUGCGAAAGUGAUGCACCUAGGCCUGAAAUUGAUGAAUUACACUGAAGAUGUGAAGUGGUAUAGGUAUAUAUACCUGCUAUAGACCAAACCACAAUGCACUGGGGGAUGGGGAAGUGGGGCGUGAGGGAGGCUGGGGGGAGGUGGAGUCAGUUUGGUAUGUGUUGUUUUUUUUUUGUUGUUGUUUUCCCCCACACCUUUAUCUGUUAUCUUGAUGUAAAAUUAACGACAACAGUGGUCUCAAACAUGGCUUAGAGAAGAGACAUCACUUAUGUUUGGAGAUGUGGAAAGAUUUCAUUUUAUGUUCCCUUGAUGUUCAUGUUAUUUUUGCUUCCUUUCUUUUUGACUUGCUCAGUUUUGGGACCACUGCACUAAAUAAAAUUGUGUGUGUGUGUGUGUGUGUGUGUGUGUGUGUGUGUGUGUGUGUGUGUGUGUGUGUGUGUGUGUGUGUGAGUGUGAAAGAGAGAGCAACAGCAUGUGUGUCUGCUGACAUGUUCUAAAGAUGCUUGAUAAAAUAAAAAAAACUGAUUGAGAUUGGAGUUAAUAGCUGCAAGACACUAAUACUAACUGUUGCCUAAGGAACAGGAAAAAUGCCCAUUUUAUAUGAAAAUGUGACAAAUAAAGUAAAAUGAAUUUAAAAAUUGUUGUUCAUCCAUUAUUCUCAGUACAGUCCCUUUCAUACAUUUUGUUUGUACCAAUAAUUUUGACUGAGAGGUGGUUUGUAUGUGUCAUAUCACUAAUUGGUUUUGACAGAACUAGGUCAGAGGUCAUGAAUUAAGUGUUUGAUAACAUAUGUUAACAGGUGUAGGUCAAAGGUUAAUGGUGAUAGUACUGUUCCCACACCCACACAUAUAUAACUUCCAUCUGUU
Messenger RNA from Ictalurus punctatus (channel catfish), 7682 nucleotides. It is a transcript of the gene csrnp2, whose product is annotated as cysteine-serine-rich nuclear protein 2. The transcript is spliced from 6 exons. The record is from RefSeq and is a predicted model, not a curated record. The coding region runs from base 213 to 1817 and encodes 534 amino acids. Gene Ontology annotation, biological process: regulation of transcription by RNA polymerase II. NCBI's taxonomy places the organism in Eukaryota, Metazoa, Chordata, Actinopteri, Siluriformes, Ictaluridae. Gene Ontology annotation, molecular function: DNA-binding transcription factor activity, RNA polymerase II-specific; sequence-specific DNA binding. Gene Ontology annotation, cellular component: nucleus.